Messenger RNA from Populus trichocarpa (black cottonwood), 1286 nucleotides. Its product is annotated as inositol monophosphatase 3. The transcript is spliced from 12 exons. Lineage: Eukaryota; Viridiplantae; Streptophyta; Magnoliopsida; Malpighiales; Salicaceae. The record is from RefSeq and is a predicted model, not a curated record. Bases 171 to 983 code for a protein of 270 amino acids. Gene Ontology annotation, molecular function: inositol monophosphate 1-phosphatase activity. Gene Ontology annotation, biological process: signal transduction; phosphatidylinositol phosphate biosynthetic process; inositol metabolic process.
AUAAAAAGAGAAAAAAAAAAAAACAGAAACCAAACGGUCCUUUCUGUGGCUGGCUGCUGCUUCCUUAUGUACGUAAAAAGACACAUAGCCUUUCAUCAUUUUCAUCAUUAUCACCACACUAAUUGACCUCCCUCUGCCAUUCUCUUCUUUGUGCAUACAAAUUUAUAAACAUGGCACAAAAUGAUUCUGUUUCAGAGUUCUUGGAAACUGCUGUUGAGGCAGCAAAGAAAGCUGGAGAGAUUAUCCGUGAAGGAUUUUACCAGACGAAGCAUGUGGAGCAUAAAGGCCAGGUGGAUUUAGUUACAGAGACUGACAAGGCUUGUGAAGCUCUCAUUUUUAAUCAUCUCAAGCAACAGUAUCCCUCACAUAAGCUCAUUGGGGAAGAAACUACUGCUGCCUAUGGUGCUACAGAACUGACUGAUGAACCAACUUGGAUUGUUGAUCCUCUUGAUGGAACAACCAACUUUGUCCAUGGGUUCCCCUUUGUGUGUAUCUCUAUUGGUCUCACGAUUGGAAAAGUUCCCACAGUAGGUGUUGUUUACAACCCAAUAAUGGAUGAGCUUUUCACAGGCAUCCAUGGAAAAGGUGCUUUUCUGAAUGGAAAACCCAUAAAAGUAUCAUCUCAAAGUGAGCUUGUGAAAUCUCUUCUUGCAACAGAGGCUGGAACAAAACGUGACAAGUCCACUGUAGAUGCCACUACUGGAAAAAUUAACAGCUUACUUUUCAAGGUGAGAUCCCUUAGAAUGAGUGGCUCCUGUGCUUUGAAUCUAUGCGGAAUUGCCUGUGGAAGGAUUGAUUUGUUUUAUGAAACUGGAUAUGGAGGCCCAUGGGAUGUAGCAGGUGGUGCUGUGAUUGUCAAAGAAGCUGGAGGACUUGUUUAUGAUCCAUCUGGUAAAGAUUUUGACAUCACUUCUCAGAGAGUUGCAGCUUCAAACCCUCUCCUGAAGGAUGCAUUUGUUGAGGUUUUGCAGCAGUCGGAAUGAGAAAGCAACUAUUAUAAUCAAGGAAAUCACAUAUUAGUUGUUCAAGACAAUCUAGUUUCCCUUCUUAUUGUCAGCAUCUAACGAUGAGCGGUCGUCGAUAUCAUUCACCAUUAAAGUUCAAUCAAUGCCAGCUGAGAGUCUUCCAAUUGCUUUGUGGUUUUUAAACAGUGCCAACUUAUAUGUAGACUCCAAUUGAAAUGACAAGUACCAUUGUUGGUCAUUCAAAACUACCAUGUUAGACAAUGUUAUUCUUCACUUUUCAUUGCGCAGAAAGCAUGCCUGGUUGAUCCAUGGGCUGUCUUA